This is a messenger RNA of Musca vetustissima, 2884 nucleotides long. RefSeq names its product ubiquitin carboxyl-terminal hydrolase 8 (gene Usp8). The coding region runs from base 1 to 2880 and encodes 959 amino acids. Lineage: Eukaryota; Metazoa; Arthropoda; Insecta; Diptera; Muscidae. Gene Ontology annotation, molecular function: cysteine-type deubiquitinase activity. The record is from RefSeq and is a predicted model, not a curated record. Gene Ontology annotation, biological process: protein deubiquitination. The transcript is spliced from 10 exons.
AUGUCGCGUAUAAAAGAUUUAUAUUUAUGUAAAAAUAUAGAUGACCUGGAGAAGAAAUCAGAGAUACCAGAUGUCCGGGAUCGCAAAAUGAAAAUCCGUCUAAUUAGGUUACUUGAGACAGCACGGAAACUUAUUGCUGAGGCUGAAAAACAUGAUCUCCUGGGUGAUGAGGAGAUGGCCUAUGUCUUCUACACGAAGUACUUUAGUCUGCUGAAUAUAAUCUACAAGAAAAAAGAUUACAAUGAAAGUAAACCAAUGAUUCGGCAAAUGUUGGGCGACAAUCGUUCCAAUAAAAUGACCAUGGAUCGUCUGGAAAUGUUAACAAAAUCGCUGAAUGAACGUUAUGAUCGUUUACAUGCUAAGACUUUGCCGCAGAUUACAAAAGUCAAUCUAAAUGCAUCGAUAAAUCAAGAACGGUCACGUUCAAAUUCACCAAAAGUUAUUGAAGGAAAUGGUCUGCCAUCCUCAUUGCGUUUGAUGUCUUCUCAAGAGCUUUACGAAUCAAUGAAGACCUUGAAGGUAUUGAUUAUGGACUGCCGGCCAGCUGAGGAUUAUAAAUCAUCACAUUUGAACUAUUCGUUGGCAUUUAAUGUUCCGCAGGAAUUAAUACAAUAUGGUAUGUCAGCUGGAAAGUUGCAGGACAAACUAGAUCCGGAAUCGAAAAAGUUAUGGUCAGCCAGAGCUAUAAAAGAUCAAGUGGUUCUAAUGGAUUGGAGUUGUUCAGAUCCAAAUCCGCCGGAGGGCUCGGCUAUAGCUGUGUUACUUAAUAUUCUUCAAAAUUGGGACCCUGAUGUUACCUAUCGUUCACCUAUCAAAAUUCUUGAAGGUGGUUAUGAAUACUUCAAAAUGGUCUAUCCAUUUAUGUGUACAAAUCCAAUGGUGCAGGCACCAUCAACACCACAAAAUAAUAUGAAUCUCAUUGAUGAUAUUGAAUAUCCUUCAGUGUUUGAUAUUCAAAUGAAAGAUGAAAUUUUAAGUACCACCAACACAGCUACUUCACCCAUACGGCCAAUUAUUGAUCGAUCCAGCAAGAUGGCGGCCAUACAAACCUAUAAGGAAAAAGAAAAGGCCAUCGAUGAGAUAGUCAAAGAACAGGAGGUCCUGCUGGAAAAGGCCCAAGAAAAUGACGAGGAAUUGCAGAAGGUGGCCAAACAAUGGAAUAGAAUAUACGAAAAGAAACAAUUGGAUCCGGCCGAUCAGGAAAUUCUCUAUAAAAUGAUGCAAUUGGAAAGUGUGGCAGAGGAUUAUAAACUUGACAAUAUUCGUCUGCGCGAAGAGCUGGAAGAAUAUAAACGUCGUGAACAGGAAAGUGCUACACGUUUACCACAACAAACCCAAGAGGUUGUCGAAAAGACCAAGGAAAUUGAAGCAAAAAUUGAGGAACGUCUACGACGUGAUGAACAGUUGGAAAGGGAAAAAGAACAACGAGCCAUACAACUUGCCAUUGCUAGAGAGAAUAAAAAAAUGUUCCAAACAAGACAAAUGGAAAAACAACAAGCCGAACAAGAACAAUUAGAUCGUGAACCGUCACCCACACCACCACCUCCAGCUGCACCAGAAGUGAUACCAACAAAGCCAUCUGUACCACAAUUUGAUCGUUCAGUUAAACCCCAGUUGACAGCACAUAAUCAGCAGCAACAACCACAGCGGCCUCAGUCACCAAAUAUUUAUGCCUUACAGGAGAGAAAGCGAGAUUUUUCACCAGUUCGCGGUUCAGUGCCACUUAUGUUCGAUUCUAUUGUGGUUCUUGUUAUCAUGAUUAUUGCUGGUGUGAAGAUACAAUUACCCGCAACAACGACAUAUCGUUACAAAUCACCAUUUCGUCCGGUGAAAAAGGGUCGCGGUCUGACCGGCUUAAAGAAUUUAGGCAACACCUGCUAUAUGAAUAGCAUUCUGCAAUGCCUUAGCAAUACCCCCCAAUUGGCGGAAUACUGUAUUACGGACAAAUACAAGAAUUAUAUUAGCCGCAAUAAUAAAACAAAAGGACAAAUUGUUGAAGAGGUGGCCGCGCUAAUAAAGGUCCUGUGGAAUGGCAACUAUAAAUGUGUGGCCAGCAAGGAUUUGCGUUAUGUUAUUGGCCAAUAUCAAAAAAUGUUCCGCGGCAUCGAACAACAGGACUCCCAUGAAUUUCUCACCAUACUCAUGGACUGGCUACAUUCCGAUUUACAAACUCUAACCGUACCCGAAUAUCCCCGCGAACCAAUGACCGCCUCCGACAAGGCUUGGCUCGAUUUUACCAAGGCCAAAGAGAGCCUUAUUCUGCAUUUAUUUUAUGGCCAAAUCAAAAGUAUUGUUAAGUGUACCACAUGCGAUCAGGAAUCGGCCACCUACGAAUGUUUUUCAAAUUUAAGCCUCGAACUGCCCGAGAACAACAACAUCUGUCAGCUGUCACAAUGUUUGGAUAUGUAUUUUAGCGGGGAACGGAUCAGCGGUUGGAAUUGUCCGGCAUGUAAACAGAAGCGAGAUGCCAUCAAGAAAUUGAAUAUCUCAAAACUGCCACCGGUGUUGGUGAUACAUUUGAAAAGAUUCUAUGCCGACACGGACUCCCUAAGUCCUACCUAUAAGAAAAAACAAAAUUAUUUACGUUUUCCCUUGGAAAAUCUAAAUAUGUCACCGUACAUAACGAUCUCGGAAUCGCGACGCAGCACAUCGAAAUCCUAUGAACUGUAUGCCGUCUCCAAUCACUAUGGGUCUAUGGAAAGUGGUCAUUACACGGCGUUCUGUAAGAGUGGAACCUAUAAUAAAUGGUUUAAAUUUGAUGAUCAAAUGGUAACGCCCCAAGACGAAUCCACGGUGGUCUCAAGUGCUGCUUACAUUUUAUUUUAUACACGUCUGGCGCCGUCACAAUAUAUUAUGGAAAGUAAUUCCUCUAGGCUAUAAAUAU